Messenger RNA from Alternaria burnsii, 2625 nucleotides. RefSeq lists its product as uncharacterized. Gene Ontology annotation, cellular component: membrane. The annotation marks the transcript as partial. The record is from RefSeq and is a predicted model, not a curated record. NCBI's taxonomy places the organism in Eukaryota, Fungi, Ascomycota, Dothideomycetes, Pleosporales, Pleosporaceae. Gene Ontology annotation, molecular function: carbohydrate:proton symporter activity. Gene Ontology annotation, biological process: carbohydrate transport; transmembrane transport. The transcript is spliced from 6 exons.
CAAGAACGAAGCACGUUGACAGACUCUGAUAUUAUGGCUCCAGAUACCUCACAAGAAGAAAAGAACACGAUGACCACGAUGGAAGUUAUGGAACCAGAUAAAGACAUUACAGGGUAUGAAGACGAAGCUGCCCGAGGCACAGAACAGGAGAAGACAAUGCCUCUGAAGGCUGCCUUCAAGUAUUAUCGAAAAGCCGUGUUUUGGUCUAUUACUAUCUCCAUGGCCACCAUCAUGGAGUCUUACGACAUGCAGCUCAUCAGCUCAUUCUACGCAUUUCCCCAGUUUAAUCGAAAGUACGGUAAGCAAUUGCCGAACGGUACAUGGCAGGUCGAUGCAGACUGGCAGCUGGGUCUAAGUCUAGCGUCACUGAUCGGUCUCAUCUUUGGCGUGUUUGCUAGUGGACACCUUGGUGAUCGCUACGGACCCCGAUAUGUCAUGAUUGCAGCGCAUUGCUUCCUGGCUGGAUUUGUCGCUAUAAUCUUCACAGCGCAAAGCGUUGAGAUACUUUUUGCAGGCGAGUUGUUAUGUGCGUGUACCUGGGGCCUCUUCGCUGCAGCAACACCGACAUACGCCGCUGAGAUCGUCCCUAUGGCACUAAGGGGAUACCUCACGACAUACGUCAAUCUUUGCUGGGUUAUCGGACGAAUCCUUGCGACCGGCGUUCUUCGAGGCAUGCUACCGGUGCAGUCAGAGUGGUCUUUCAGAGUUCCGUUCGCGCUCCAGUGGAUGUGGCCACCAGUGUUGAUUUUUGCCACCUGGUUCUCACCAGAGAGCCCUUGGUGGCUCGUUCGCAAAGGGCGUAUCGAUGAAGCAAGGAAGACGCUGGACCGCCUGGUAAGCGCACCUUCUGGGAUAGUUAACAACGACCAUCGUCUUGCCAUGAUGCAGCAUACCAUUGCACUGGAGCAUAAAUUGAAGGUUGGUGGAUCUUUCCUGGACUGCUUCAAGGGCACGAAUCUGCGCAGGACGGAGAUUGCAAUGCUCUCUUGGGGCGGACAAAUACUUCCUGGCUUCAUCAUCCAGGGAUACACGACCUACUUCUUCACCCUCGCCGGACUUGCUCCAAGCGACUCUUUCAAUCUUACGAUGGGCGUCUUUGGUAUGGCUUUUGUUGGCACAUGCGCGUCGUGGUUCUUGCAGCCUCGGAUGGGGCGGCGCACCAUCUACAUUGCAGGUCUAGCCAUCAUGCUGCCGAUCAUGUGGAUUGUUGCUUUUCUCGAGUUCGCACCAAACGCAGGCAGCAACUCCAGCAUCAAAUGGGCACAAUCAUCCAUAUUAAUGAUUUGGUUCUUCACCUACGGCAUAACGAUUGGUCCAAUUCCUUAUGCUAUCGCCGCUGAAGUCGGCGCAGUACAGUUGCGCUAUAAGACAAUCGCUCUUGGUCGUAACAUGUACUACUUCCUUUCCAUCGUCAACGUCGUUAUCUCGCCGUACAUGCUCAAUCCGAGCAAGUGGGAUCUUAAGGGGAAGGCCGCGUUUCCUGCUGCUAUAUUGAACCAGGAAUACAUCCUUCUGCCCGCGACCUCGGUACAGGUACAACUUCCGUGCCCAGAACACUUUUUCCAAAUCGACACUCCUGUCGCGACACCACACAUCCAUGAAACCCAAGCGGACAACUCCAAGAUUACACCCGCGGCGUUUUUACUGCGUAUCUUCAACGCCCGCAACCAUGUACUCCAGUAUACAAAACAACUCCUGGACGCUUCGCUUAGCCCGGAGACUUCUCUAGCACAGUAUCAAAUGCUUGAAGGAGAGCUUAGGGAGAUACACCAGUCUUUGCCCGCAGAGCUUGUGUUUAGCACACGUGCCUAUCAACUCCGGACGUUCUCUCCCGAGCGCACGACUUUUACUAUUCUACAUCUUUACUUCCACCACUGUCAUUGCGAACUUUAUCGGUUGCUCAAUCCAGGAUACCGCGAGGCUCUUCCGCAAUCGGUUAUCUACUCCAGUUCACCCGAACUCGUUGCAUACGCGCAGUCGAAAUGCCUCGAGCACGCAAUCUCCAUAGGCGAGAUCGUUGCAUCAACCUACGGUCUGGUGGAGGUCAGUCCUUAUGUCAGCGAUACAUCUUGCUUCGUUAUCUUGUAUCAGGCCUCGUGUGCUAUACUCUACGCAUGCCACCGUGACAGUCCUGCUUAUGUCAUGAAAGCCGAAACCGCACGGCGAUACCUAGUCGCAUUCAUCACGACAUUGCAAAGUCUACUCUCUUACUUCCCAAGGUAUGCUAUAUACGUCAAAGACAUCCGUAAUAUGCUUCGUAGCAUUGACGAGCCGAAUGUACCGCUCCCAGCUCAGAAGGCGUCCAAUGAGGUGGACUUCCGCGCACGUAUAGUACCUAGCGAAGAGAAUUCGGAUGAGGACAAUUUGGUCAGCGAGAUUGCGGUCUCUACUUCUAACGUCAGAGACGAUACAGCGCAUUCUACGUCUCAGACCGCUGAGGUGCCCGUUGGACCACUACCAGAACUCGUGGAAAUGUCGCUUCAUACACCAUCCACCCUGGAAGGACAGGAUCAUUCGUUCGCUGAUUUGGAGACAUAUCAGUACAACCUGGACCUUACAAUGGAUCUUGAUCAGGGCUUGCUGUGGAACUGGGCAGAUGCUUUGGGAUCAGGCUUUAGCAUAUGA